This is a messenger RNA of Trypanosoma rangeli, 948 nucleotides long. RefSeq names its product AN1-type zinc finger protein 2B. The record is from RefSeq and is a predicted model, not a curated record. Gene Ontology annotation, molecular function: zinc ion binding. Bases 1 to 948 code for a protein of 315 amino acids. Gene Ontology annotation, cellular component: cytoplasm. Lineage: Eukaryota; Euglenozoa; Kinetoplastea; Trypanosomatida; Trypanosomatidae. The transcript has a single exon.
AUGCAGGUUGGGGUUAACGAUGAUGAAUCGAAGCGCUGCACGUUUCAGGGAUGUACUGAGGUGGAUCCUCUUGCCUCUCGUUGCAGACUCUGCGGCGGGAUGUUUUGCGCCGAACACACCACCGUGGUCGCCCACACCUGUAGCGUCUUCAAUGCUCAGCCUCUCACCUGCCCCAUCUGUCUUCAAAGCGUGCCACUCGAGCGCCCUGGACAACCACCUGACGAGGCUGUGUCGCGACAUAUUGAUCGAGGUUGUCGCAAUACUCAGUUGCUGCCGAAUGGUCAAAAAGAUCGGAUGAACUACUGCAGCUAUGCGGACUGCCACAAGAACGAUGUGGCUGCUAUCAUUUGUGAGGACUGUGGCAAUAUGUACUGCAUUGAGCAUCGUGCUCCCGUGCGUCACCGUUGCCGGAAGUCUCGGGUGCCUCGCACUGCUGCUUCUUUACAGAGGACGUCGCAAAAGGCGACGCUUUCUUCCGCCAAAACGUCGACCACUGCUUCUCCUUCAUCACUGUCUAAAAAUUUUCCGCGUAACACUCCCAGCACGGCUCUUGGGGUGCGUGCUGAGGGCGCCGUAACUCCACUUGUUCUUUUUGCAAAGGAGUUUGGUGUUGCCCCAUUUUUCAUGUAUUUUCCACGUUUAAUGGUGGUGGGUCGUUUGCUGGAUCUUGCCGUUAGUCAGGCGGCGCUUGAGAGUAUGGCCGUGAACAAUGCGAAAGGUGCAUGGAUGGUGCAUGUGAUCCGGCGGCCGCACAGCAGCGACGGGUUUUCUGUGUUUGCUCCACGUCUUUCCGCGACAUUGAAGGAGGCGGGUGUGGGGGAUGGUUCAAUUGUAUAUAUUGGGAAGCAACAAGUGGUGCCAGACGACGUGGUUAAGGGGCUCGCCCCGCAACUUACAAGGAAGAUCUCCGAAGAUAGGAAAGAAAAUACGGAAUGUACCAUCCUGUAA